AUCCCGCUUAUCCCUAAUCGUGAAUCGUGAGCGACGUGAGCUGUUUAAUCACAAAAGAACGCUUCAAAGCCGGUGUUGGACCUCAAAAUUGAAUUUCUAGCGUUUGCACUUGCUUGUUACCACUUUUUACCGAUCUUUGCUGAAACAUGUCUGCUGUGGAGCUGAAUGCCGACCUCGCCGAGUUGAAGUCUCACUUGGAGAAGGCGGAGAGGCCGCGUGUGAAGACCCUCUUGAACUUCGAAAUCCGCAAAGUCGAGGCGGAGCUGCUGAAAUUCAACAAAGAAGACACAAACCCGACAGAAGCACAGACGCAAACCAAACCUGUUGUGCCGCAGGUUUCCAAAAACUAUGAAGUGAAACUGCAGAAUUACGCUUGGGACCAAAGCGAUAAUCUGGUCAAACUCUUCGUGACGCUGCCGGGCGUGCAGAAUCUUCCUCAGGACCAAAUCCAGGCCACCGCGGGCGGCAGGUCUAUCGAGCUGAGGGUGUCAGGGCUGGAGAACAAAGACUACGUGCUGCACAUCAACAAUCUGCUGGAGCCAAUUGGCGAGUGUUCGAGCAAAAUAAAGAAGGACAUGGUGGUGGUGAGCAUGAAAAAGCGCUCCAUGGGCAGCCACUGGUCGCACAUCACCGAGGUGGAAAAGCGAGCGGCCGACGCCAAGGUCUCAAAGACGAAAAUGGACUCGUCCGACUCGGCCGACCCCACCGCCGGCCUCAUGGGCAUGAUGAAGCAGAUGUACGAGGACGGCGACGACGACAUGAAGCGCAUGAUCGCCAAGGCUUGGACGGAGGGCCGCAGCAAGAGCCCGGACAUGGGCCCGGACUUCAACCUCUGAGAAAAUUAAA
Cloeon dipterum is the source of this 846-nucleotide messenger RNA. Its product is annotated as calcyclin-binding protein. The transcript is spliced from 4 exons. NCBI's taxonomy places the organism in Eukaryota, Metazoa, Arthropoda, Insecta, Ephemeroptera, Baetidae. Gene Ontology annotation, biological process: heart development. Gene Ontology annotation, molecular function: S100 protein binding; ubiquitin protein ligase binding; tubulin binding. Gene Ontology annotation, cellular component: nucleus. The record is from RefSeq and is a predicted model, not a curated record. Bases 147 to 836 code for a protein of 229 amino acids.